AUGUCUCUUCCAUACUUAAAAGGAAAUUGUACCAGGUACCAAAAUUUAAUUGAAAAGGAGAUAAGCAAAAGUGGAGCUCUCGUUUCCCAGGAUGCCAUGGAAGAAGAUAUAUCCGAACUACUUCGUCAGGUGGAAUCAUCGACAAGGCGACUUGAGGACUUCAGUGGUAAAUUGGAAGAAAAUAUAGAGAAGUGGUCCCUGUCUGUAGAAAGCAAAGAAGUUGACCAAGGUGAAGUAGAUAAAUUUACAGGUGAUAGUGAAAGGUUAUUUGCAUUAUUAGCUGAAGCAGCUGAACGCAUAGAUCAACUUAUGAUGCUGGAGAGGAGUUUACAGGAGAGAAUAACUACUGUGAAAGCUACACGGCAAACUACUGAUUCAAGAAUUGAUCAUAUUGUAUUUUUACAAGAAAAAAUGCAAGAACAGAUACUACAAUUUCAAGAACUACAACUUCAUCAGUCCCAAUUUCAUACAGCACCACAAGGCCCUUUAGCUGUAAGGCUUCCAAAACUGGAACUACCCUCCUAUAAUGGAGACAAGAUCAAAUUUAAAGAAUUCUGGGAUGCCUUUGAUGCUACAAUCAACAGGAAUAGUAAGCUCUCUAGGAUUGAGAAAUUCAACUAUCUUCAGAGCAAACUCACAGGAGAAGCCAAGGCAGCUAUUUCAGGAAUUUCGCUCUCGCAUGAAAACUAUGAUGUAGCCAUUGAUAUCAUACAGGAGAGAUUUGGGGAUGCACAGUCAGUGAUCAAUAAACAUUAUAUGGAACUGAUCAACAUACAGCCUGUGACAAAUGAUACAUUGAGUUUGAGGAGACUAUAUGAUGACCUUGAGAAACACAUGAGAAGCUUAGAAGCAUUGCGUCAAGAUGUAAACCAGGAUGUGUUUGUGUCAAUGAUAACUUCGAAGUUACCUAAGGAAACACUGCUGCAGCUUGAAAUACAGAAAGGAAGUAGAGACAAAUGGACUGUUAAGAAACUAAGAGACUUGUUUAAAGCUUAUGUCACAGCAAAGGAAUCUACAGAAUUUCAAGCUUCAGAUGCUCAUAAUCAUGUGGAAAACCAUGCAACAGCAGAGGCUUUAAUGAUAUCCACUAAAGGGUCAAAGGAAAGAAGAAAUGCAUCAAGUGCAAAGUCUCCAGUGUGCAGUUUUUGUAAUGGAUAUCAUUGGACUGAUGAGUGCAGAAAGUACAGAACCAUAGAAGACAGAAAACAAAGAAUUAAAGGGAAAUGCUAUAUAUGCUUAAGACCUGGACACAGAAUUAAAGACUGUAGAGUUGUGAAACCAUGUUUUCAUUGCAGAGAGAGUAGGAAUCACCAUAGAAGCCUGUGUCCAAAGAAAUUUCCACAUCAGAGAGAUGAAUCCACAAGGCUGGAAAAAUCAACACAGAAAGAAACAUCUUGUUUAGCAGACGAGUCACACAAAGAGAAACAUUCCACAGCAGAAUCAUUACAGGAAAGCAGUAUGUUUACAUCAGGGGAUAUUGUGUUGAUGCAGACUGCCCACACAGAAGUGUCUAAUCCUGUUACAAACAAGAAGGAAGCUGUCCGGAUUUUAAUGGAUUCUGGAUCCCAGAGAACAUACAUUACAGAGGAUCUAGCAAAGAGAUUAAACCUUAGAAUGGGUCAAACUGAAGAAAUUUCAUUGAUUACAUUCGGUGCUGACAAACUAAAGCGAGUGAAAACUCCACAAGUCAUCUUGAAGAUGAAACUUAAAGAAGAAGAAUUUAUGACAAUCAAUGCCAAUGUUGUGCCGAAAAUCACAGGAACUAUACUGAGAAGACCCAUACCACAAAUUGCCAGGGAAAAGUUGUUUAGCUUGUGUAGACAUCUCCAGAUGUCUGAUACUAUUCCAACAGCCUUUGAAGAUUCUAGAGUAGACAUACUCAUUGGAAAUGAUUAUUACCUUGAUAUCAUCUCAUCUGAGAAAAUAGGGGUACAGGAAGGACUGUAUUUAUUAGGAUCCAAACUUGGGUGGAUCAUAACAGGAAGGACUCACAGCAGUAAUGAAGAGAGAAAAGAACAUCAGAUGAUGAUAGCAAAUGGAUUACUGUCAAUUACAGAGUGCUGUCUGCGUUCUUCAGAGAGAUGUUUGCCAGUGAAACCUCUACUUGAAGACUUUUGGAAUUUAGAGACUAUAGGAAUUAAAGACUCCCCCUAUACAUCAGAUGAUGAGGAAGCACUGAGAAAUUUUAAUAGCACCUUAGAGAUGGGAAACAAUAGGUAUCAUGUCACUUGGCCAUGGAAGAGUUCAUGUCCAGAACUUCCUGAAAACAGAGAACUUGCGUAUGGAAGGUUCAAGUCACUUGUACACAAGAUGCAAAGCAAGCCAGACUUCUUACAAAAAUAUGAUGAAAUUAUCCAGGAUCAGUGUACAAAGGGAAUUAUAGAGAAAAUUCCUCACAGUAGUGAAGAAACAGGGAUAAAGCAUUAUAUCCCACAUCAUGCAGUUAUCGACCCAACGAAGCCAACCACAAAAGUUAGGAUCGUAUAUGAUGCCUCAGCAAAGUCGAAACAGAGUAACCUCAGUCUCAAUGAAUGUCUACACAGAGGACCUGUUAUGCUACAGGAUUUAUGUGGACUACUGUUGCGCUUCAGAAUGAAUAGGAUAGGAAUUGUAGCUGACAUAGAGAAAGCUUUCCUGCAAGUUGGAUUGCAAGUCAAAGACCGAGAUGCCACCAGAUUCUUUUGGUUGAAGGAUGUGAACACCCGGAGCAUAGAAAACAACACUCAAGUAUACCGAUUUUGCAGAGUGCCGUUUGGUGUAAUAUCCAGUCCAUUUCUUCUGGCAGCAACUAUUGACCAUCACCUCUCUAUGUACAACAGUGAAACAGCUGAAAAUAUUAGAAACAAUAUCUACGUCGACAAUGUAAUCACUGGAGUAGAUACUGUUACAGAUGCAGAAGUUCUAUACAAGGAUAGUAAAGAGAUAUUUAGUGCUAUGUCAAUGAACCUCAGAGAUUGGGCUUCAAACAACAAGGAAUUUUACAACUCCAUUCCAAAAUCAGAUCAGUCUGUGAGAGAGAAGAUGAAGAUCUUAGGAUUGACAUGGAUCCUCACUGAUGAUACACUUGCAGUACCAUGUUUGAAAUGUGAAACAGAAGUCAUGCCAGUUACAAAAAGAGAAGUACUGCAGCGAGUGGCAUCUAUAUAUGACCCACUUGGAUUUUUCACUCCAGUGACUUUAAAGACAAAGUUAUUUCUCCAGAUGUUGUGGAGGAAGAAUUUAGAUUGGGAUGAACAGCUUACAGAAGAAGAUGUUCAGCAAUGGCAACUUAUAUCUACAGACCUACAAGAUAUUCCACAGUGCCACAUGCCAAGAUACAUUGGACUGCCAGGAGAAGUUACAUGUAGAUUGCUUUGCUUUUGUGAUGCCUCUACAAAAGCGUAUGCCACUUCUGUUUACCUGCAGAUAUUCAACAGGAAAACAAGAACAUGCAAUCUUGUAUUUUCCAAGAUUCGUCUGGCACCUGACAAGAAGAUCUCGCUUCCAAGACUGGAGUUAUUGGCAGUUCUCAUAGGGGUUCGUAGUAUAUUGUUUGUAGAGAGACAACUGACUUUAGCUAUUUCAGAAAAGAUACUGUGGACUGAUUCACAAUGCGUAUUACAUUGGAUUAAGACAAAGAAGCCAUUGACAGUGUUUGUAGAAAACAGACUAAGAGAAAUUCAUAAUAGCAGUGACAUAGAAUUUCAGUAUGUAUCAACCAAGGACAACCCUGCAGAUGUCGCAAGUCGUGGAACAACUGUUUUCUCCCUUAGAAAGAAUAAAAACUGGUGGAAUGGUCCCUCAUGGUUAACAAAGAACAGAAGUGAAUGGCCCACAUGGAAAUUACUUGACAACCAUGAAAGUAAAGAAGCUAUGGAGUCGGAGUACAGAGUUCCAAAGGUACUGUUUGAAGCUAAAUUGCUGGUGGGGGAGGGUCCUAGCAGAAUGACAGAUAGCUCUGACAACCCAUUCUGCCUGGAUGUUAAGAAGAUUUCUUCCUUUACACGUCUUGUGCGAGUUUCCGCCUGGGUACUAAGAUUUAUCAAGAAACUUGAAGGGAACGAAAUACAUCCAGGACCAUUGUCAUCUGAAGAGUUGAAUGAAUCCAAAGUUUUGUGGAUAAAACAUGUACAAAGCCAGCACUUUAAGGAAGUGAAAAUUGCACUGGCAGAAAAGAAAAGACACAAUUUAGUGAAUCAGCUUGGACUUAUAAUAGAUGAAGGUCUUAUUAGAUGUGUUGGUCGACUCGGCGCUGCUCAUAUGACGGAGGGAGCGAGGCAACCAAUACUACUACCAAAGAGAAACCAUGUGACUGACUUACUGAUAGAUAGUCUUCACAGAAGAUCCUUUCAUGUUGGAGUAUCUCAGACCUUAUCCAUGAUCCGACAGACAUACUGGAUCCCACAAGGCCGCUCAGAAGUUAAGAGAAUCUUGAGGAAAUGUACUGUGUGCAAGAGGCAUGAAGGAGGACCAUACAAAAUGCCACUGAUGCCGCCAUUCCCGAAGAAACGUGUUAACGAAUCGGCUCCAUUCACCUUUACUGGAGUAGAUUACUUUGGUCCAAUAUAUGUCAAAACAGAAAAUGGGAACAAGAAAGUUUGGGUUUGCCUGUAUACAUGCUUAGCAGUUAGAGCCAUACAUAUGGAACUUAUGCAGGACAUGUCAACAGAGGAAUUUCUUUUGGGACUUAGAAGAUUCAUUGCACGAUGGGGAAAGCCCAAGCAAAUAAUAUCCGACAAUGGAUCUCAAUUCAAGCUUGCAAGUGAUGUGCUAGAAAAGGUAUGGAAGUCAACUGUUCGGGAUCCAAACGUACAGACCUACAUUUCUAAUGAAGAUAUCCGAUGGCAAUUUAUUGUUGAACUUGCACCUUGGAUGGGGGGAUUUUAUGAACGCUUAAUAGGAGUCGUUAAGCGGGGUCUCCAAAAGACCAUUGGAAAGCUGUGCCUAACCAGUGAACAGCUACGAACUAUACUGGCCGAGUCGGAAGCUGUUGUGAAUUCCAGACCUUUGGUGUAUGUUGGAGAUGACAUCAACUCGAACAUCGUUCUCACUCCAGCACAUUUUCUGACAUUGAACCCAAAGACUGGAAUUCCAGAUGAUGAAAAAGUAGGCGUAGAAGACACAGACUAUUUACCCUUCAUCAGCAGUUCUGAUAAGCUACUCCUUACAUGGAAGAAAGGAAGGAAACACUUAGAUGCUUUUUGGAAAGCUUGGCGAGAUGACUACCUUCUAAGUCUUAGAGAAAGGACCUCUUACAAACUUAAAGAAGGACGAAUUCAACAUAGGAUGGAACCAAGAAUUGGAGAUGUUGUGCUGAUUAAGGAUGAUCUUCCUCGAGGGAACUGGAAAAUUGGACGCCUUUGUGAACUAAUUGUGAGUCGGGAUGGAGAAGUGCGGUCGGGAAAGGUGUUGCUCCCCAGCAAAAGGACCUUAAACAGACCAUUGAACUUGUUAUACCCUAUUGAAUGUUCGGAAGAGAGUGAUUCAAAGAAAAGCGUGGAAAGAAGUGAAAAUCAAAGUACCGAAAGACCAAAUAGCUUAAACCAAGAACAUUCCAAAGAGAGGAAACCGUGUGUGACUGAUUCAGAUGGAACUACUUCUGAAAACCGUCCAAAGCGAAGAGCUGCCGAGAAAGCGAAGGAAAAAAUCAAGGACUGGUUAGAUGCGUAA
Messenger RNA from Ostrea edulis (European flat oyster), 5649 nucleotides. RefSeq lists its product as uncharacterized. The transcript has a single exon. The record is from RefSeq and is a predicted model, not a curated record. Gene Ontology annotation, biological process: DNA integration. NCBI's taxonomy places the organism in Eukaryota, Metazoa, Mollusca, Bivalvia, Ostreida, Ostreidae. Gene Ontology annotation, molecular function: nucleic acid binding; zinc ion binding. The coding region runs from base 1 to 5649 and encodes 1882 amino acids.